AUGGGGGCCAUCAGCACCCCAUCAUACAAAGGGGAGCCUGAGGCUUCAGAGAAAUUCAUCAAUAAUGCUUCAUGGCCUACAUCAGAUGAUGAAGUCUUAAGUUUGAAUAUGAAGAAUACCUCAAAACCAAACUUAAGAAAACUAAUGAAUGUUUCUCAGCUUCAAGAUUUGGAAACAAAACUUGGCCUUGUAUCACCGGGAGAUAAAACUUUAUUUGAGGAUGAUAGCUCUGAAAACAAAUGUGAAGAUAUGGUUGACAUUCCUUCCAAACCAUCAGUCAAAGUCUGUGACUCUUCUCCUCCUGCCUUGCCAUCACCUGAUUCUCUUCUAAGACCUCCUUUCACAUUGUUAGGCCUUGGUCUUACAAAGGAAGAAGAGGAGCAGCCAGCAAUUGGAACAAAGGACAAUGGUAUUAUUGAAAGUGUUCCACGAGAGCAAACAGUUAAUGACUGUUUGACUUCUGCUGACAGGGCAGAUAAAAAUGAUAGACAUGUUAUGCUGUCAGCAUUAGGAUUUGCAGAACAAAAUGAAGAAUCACUUUGGGAUUCUCAGAGUAAUUCUGAGAGUCUUCCAGAGAAAUACAUUGAUCAUUUAUCUGGAAAUGCAGAUCAGAAAGGGACAAGUACAUUAAAUGAACAAGUAGAAGACUCUCUGGGAAAAUAUUCUUUCUUGAAGCCUACUGUUGAGGAGAAUGAUUCUGUUCCUAAGAAAGGAGGAGAAAUGGAGGAAAAACAAACACCCAAAUCAGAUUCUCCAGGAAAAUAUUCUUACUUGAAGACUGCUGUGGAGGGGAAAGAUUUUAUUCCUAAUCAACCCAGAGAAAUGGAGGAAAUGCAAGCAUCCCAAUCAGAUUCUCCAGGAAAAUAUUCUUACUUGAAGCCUGGUGUUGAAGUAAACGAUUCUCUUCCUAAUAAACCAGGAGAAAUGGAGGAAAAAGAAACAUCCGAAUCUGAUUUGUCCAAUUGGAAGUCUACUU
This is a messenger RNA of Lontra canadensis (Northern American river otter), 976 nucleotides long. Its product is annotated as ankyrin repeat domain-containing protein 26-like. The record is from RefSeq and is a predicted model, not a curated record. Lineage: Eukaryota; Metazoa; Chordata; Mammalia; Carnivora; Mustelidae.